Messenger RNA from Drosophila santomea, 489 nucleotides. RefSeq names its product 40S ribosomal protein S28 (gene RpS28a). Gene Ontology annotation, cellular component: cytosolic small ribosomal subunit; ribosome. The record is from RefSeq and is a predicted model, not a curated record. NCBI's taxonomy places the organism in Eukaryota, Metazoa, Arthropoda, Insecta, Diptera, Drosophilidae. Gene Ontology annotation, molecular function: structural constituent of ribosome. The coding region runs from base 139 to 333 and encodes 64 amino acids. The transcript is spliced from 2 exons. Gene Ontology annotation, biological process: maturation of SSU-rRNA; ribosomal small subunit assembly; translation.
UGCACUUAAAGUGCGUCACAAAGCCCACAGGUGGCGUCAGGUAUGACAAAAGGGUUGAUAGUUUUCUAUGUUCACAUCCAAAUUUACUUCAACUUCAAAUAUUAAAUUGCCAAAUAAAUCUCGAUUUUCGUAUUCAGUAUGGACAAGCCACAGUAUGCUCGCAUGGUGAAGGUCCUUGGCCACACAGGAUCCCGGGGACAGUGCACUCAGGUGCGGGUUGAGUUCCUCGGCGACCAGAACCGCCAGAUUAUUCGCAAUGUCAAAGGACCUGUGCGCGAGGGCGACAUCCUGUCGCUUCUGGAAUCCGAACGCGAGGCCAGGAAACUGCGCUAGGAAGACAUUACCUUCAAUCGACUGCCAUCGCUAAGCUAUCGAUUGUUGGCCAUCGCAGCCCGAACAGCUGUUUGUGUUGAUUCCGAUUCCGCGAGAUACAGAUUCUCAGUUACUCAGUUACGCAGAUACUCGUUCGCAGCGGACUUGAUCGCGACU